AUGGCCCCCGUCCACCCAGCAACGAGCACGACGGGCUUCUUCCAGCCCGAGCCCGUCGUGGCCAACCAGUGGACUGAGGACCGCGCGCUGCGCCGGUCCGCCGAGCUGUUCCUCUCCCCAGCAGACCUGUACCGCGCGGCACCGUUACUAGACGACCUGGGCCGGCGCGUCCUGUCGCGCGACGUCAUGGCCGCGUUCGUCAACGCCGAGACGAACCCGCCGCACAUCUCGGGCGACGGCUUCAGCACGUUUGGCAAGCCCAAGGGCGCCGACGCGCUCGUCACCAGCGCCGGGUGGAAGUACCUGCAGGAAUUUGGCUGGCGCGAGGGCAUUGUGGCGACGGGCAACGAGGCCGAGUUUGGGGCCGCGGCGCGCGUGGUCCAGGCGUACAAGGUCCACCUGUUCGCGGCCAGCUCGGCCAUGGUGGUGUGUCCGUCUGGCAUGCAGGACGGGGCCAUUACGUGUCUGCGCCGCGAGCUGGCGACGCUCGAGUCGGCGCAGCAGUACUCUGCCCAGGAGAAACGGGUGCGCAAGCAGGUGUUUGAGAGCGCGCUGGGGCACCUCAUGAACCGCAACCCCGAGCUCGCAUGGUCGUCUGGCCAGUGGAUGACGGAGCGUGUGGGCGGCUCGGACGUGCGCGGCACCGAGACGUUUGCCGAGCGUGCGGGUCCCACCGAUGCCACUGACAUUGACGGCCUCCCCCUCGGUCCGUGGACCAUCAGCGGCUUCAAGUUCUUCUCGUCCGCCACCGACUGUGGGUGCUCGAUCAUCCUCGCAUACACGCCCAAGGGCCUGAGCUGCUUCUUUGCGCCGACCCGCAGGGUCGAGGCCGGGACCGUGGUCAUGAACGGCAUCAAGAUCCAGCGGCUCAAGAACAAGCUCGGGACACACGCCCUGCCGACCGCCGAGCUCGAGCUCGAGGGCAUGCGCGCGCACCUGCUCGGCGAGGAAGGCCGCGGCGUCAGUGUCAUUGCCAACGUCCUGAACGUUGCGCGCUUCCACAACUCGGCGCGCGCAGUGGGCUACCUCGGCCGCGGGCUCGGGGUCGCGCGCGCCUUCUCGCGCGUGCGCCGCUUCCCAUCGCGCAAACCCGGCGACGACCUGUUACGCUCCAUCCCGCUGUUUGCGCGCACGCUCUCGAUGGUGACGCUCCGCCACCGCGCCGACACGCUGCUCGCAGGCUUCCUCGCCAGUCUGCUGGGGACGGUCAACACGGGGUCCUCGCCCAACGCCGUGGUCCCCGGCGAUGCCGGCCAGGCGGCCCUCCUCCUCCGCCUCCUGACGUCCGUGUGCAAGGCCUACAUCACCAAACACAGUGUCGCCGGCCUGCAAGAGUGCAUGGAGGCCCUGGGCGGGAUCGGAUACCUCGAGAACAACGAGACGCCCGCCAUCAACGUCGCGUGCAUGUUCCGCGACGCCAACGUGUUCUGUAUCUGGGAGGGCACCACCGACGUCCUGUCCACCGACACGGUCAAGGUCCUGCGCGGGCGGCAAGGGCCCGCAUGCACCGCCGCGCUCGAUACCUGGCUCGUACGCAAGCUCGGCAGCGGCGGCGCGUACGGGACCAAGCAAGGUGCCGGUCUGCCCGUGGAGCGCGCGGCCGUCAAGGCCGCGUGGAAGCGCUUCCAGGCCCUGCCGGGCGACAUGGACGACAUGCUGCCCAUGGCGCGCGACGUCGUCAAGCGCGUAGGCGACAUUGUGUGUGCCGCGCUCCUCAUCAUCGACGCCGAGCGCGACGAGGACCCCGUGGCGGUCGAGUGUGCGCGCCGCUUCGUCGCGGUGGAGAUGGUUGGGUCGGACGUGCGCGAGCAGACCCAAAGGGAGAUUACACACUGGGACAGGCGGAUCGCGUUCGAGGGCGACGAGGUGGCGGUGGCCAAGCUGUAA
Apiotrichum porosum is the source of this 1887-nucleotide messenger RNA. RefSeq lists its product as uncharacterized. The record is from RefSeq and is a predicted model, not a curated record. Lineage: Eukaryota; Fungi; Basidiomycota; Tremellomycetes; Trichosporonales; Trichosporonaceae. Gene Ontology annotation, molecular function: oxidoreductase activity, acting on the CH-CH group of donors. The coding region runs from base 1 to 1887 and encodes 628 amino acids. The transcript has a single exon.